Cebus imitator (Panamanian white-faced capuchin) is the source of this 1969-nucleotide messenger RNA. It is a transcript of the gene ARMCX6, whose product is annotated as armadillo repeat containing X-linked 6. Gene Ontology annotation, cellular component: mitochondrion. Bases 465 to 1367 code for a protein of 300 amino acids. NCBI's taxonomy places the organism in Eukaryota, Metazoa, Chordata, Mammalia, Primates, Cebidae. The transcript has 4 exons. The record is from RefSeq and is a predicted model, not a curated record.
GAGCGCACUAGUGACGUGGCCGUCACGUGACCAAGAGCCGCCUAGAGCUCAAGUCCUGCUAGUCGUCUCCGUCUGGGUACCAGCCCCCUAUUACUCUGCAGGCGUGUGAAGAAAGAAGGAAACUAGCUCGGACUGUGCAGGUUUGUAGGUCUGCUGGCCUGUAAGGCUCGGCGCAAGUCUCAGCGACAGAAGGAGAAAACUGCCUUGGUUGGAACCUUGCAGGUCAGUGUGAAGACUCUUAUCUGACUAUCACCGUGGAAGGACCACUGACAACAGAAGAUAAGGGAAAACGAAGGAAUUUAUCCGACUUUGGUAGAGAUUCAUCACAAGAGAGCUACAGGAGCCUGGAAUAAGCUGAAGACUGCUACCCUCCACCAUUACUCAUCCUGGACCUAACAGACCUCUUCAAUCAGGUGGAGCAAGGCCCUCUCCUGUCCUGCCCCAAGGCUGGAACGGACUUGAGCAUGGGCCGGGCUCGGGAAGUGGGUUGGAUGGCGGCAGGACUGAUGAUUGGGGCUGGUGCCUGCUACUGUGUUUACAAAUUGACCAUAGGAAGAGAUGACAGUGACAAGCUGGAGGAGGAGGAGGAAGAGGAGUGGGAUGAUGACCAGGAGCUGGAUGAGGAGGAGCCUGAUGUUUGGUUUGAUUUUGAAACUAUGGCUCGGCCCUGGAGUGAGGAUGGAGAUUGGACUGAACCUGGGGCACCAGGUGGCACUGAGGACAGGCCCUCAGGGGGAGGCAAGGCCAACCGAGCACACCCAAUAAAACAGCGGCCCUUCCCCUAUGAACAUAAAAAUACUUGGAGUGCUCAAAACUGUAAAAAUGGCAGUUGUGUUCUUGACCUCUCCAAGUGUCUUUUCAUUCAGGGAAAACUGUUGUUUGCCGAGACCAAAGAGGAGGCAUUUCCAUUUAGCCAGAAUAUCAACAGCCAUUUGGCCAGCCUCUCAAUGCUCAGACACACGAUCCCCACUCCAGACCCGGCAGCUAGAGAGGCUUUGUGUGCCCCAGAUAACUUAAAUGCGAGUAUUGAAAGUCAGGGCCAGAUUAAGAUGUACAUCAAUGGAGUGUGUCGGGAGGCUGUGUCACGUUGCUGCAACUCAUUUCUGCAGCAGGCCGGAUUAAAUUUGUUAAUAAGCAUGACAGUUAUUAAUAACAUGCUUGCCAAGUCCGUUUCAGACUUGAAGUUUCCUUUGAUAUCAGAGGAAAGUGGAUGUGCUAAGGUUCAGGUUUUGAAACCGCUGACGGGUUUGUCUGAAAAGCCAGUCUUGGCGGGGGAGUUAGUCGGUGCCCAGAUGCUCUUCUCAUUCAUGUCCCUCUUUAUCAGAAAUGGAAACAGAGAGAUUCUCCUGGAAACCCCUGCCCCAUAAAGGGCCCUCUCGAACACACUGGGACCGAUUCCACUCAAAACGCGCUUGGUUUGCAGAUAGAUGUCAAAGAAUCUGCAGAGGGUGUCACUGAAGAUCCAGCCUUAGCCAAUCACCGCCUCAUUGGGUGAAAGUUCCAGCGCUCAAUCCAGGACCACGCUCUUAUUGGCCAGGCAGGGGCUCCCACCGAGCUUUGAGUAACUUCUUGGUUGUGCAGGCUGCAGGCAAUGUUGGCAUUGUAAAUUCCUCCCUGGCAGCCUCCUUCACGAGGUGAGGGGAUCACUUCGGCUGCCUGCUGUGGACAAAGAACAUCAAAUUACAGCAUCACGAGUGCUAUUGUUGCCUGUGGUGGUCUCCCUGCCCAAGCGGGACCGCUUUGCAGAGACCAGACGCGUAUCGCAGCUUGAGCUGAAAAUGCAUUUGUUGCAGCUUAGGUUGAAUUAUUUUUCGUUUACCCUUUCUUCUACACGCGCCUGAUGGUUGGUGAACCUAAUCAUCAAAAAAGUGUACUGCUCUUCUGUCUAUUGUACUGACUUAACCUCUUCCACCCAAGCCGGCAUCUGUGUGUAUCAUCAAUAAAGUUGUGUGCUUUGAUUGGCAGAAAA